This is a messenger RNA of Paramecium pentaurelia, 1348 nucleotides long. The record is from the annotation of a GenBank genome assembly. NCBI's taxonomy places the organism in Eukaryota, Ciliophora, Oligohymenophorea, Peniculida, Parameciidae.
AUGUUAAUUUUAUUCAUAAUCUCAUAAUUGAUUGAGUAUUCCUCUUCUACUUUGUUGGUGUAUACUUUUGGAAAUAGAGAUUUAUUAUUAAAUACAACUAAAUACUCAAUUGCAAAUUUUGGAAAUGUUCCAUAUGGAUAAUAAUUGCAUGGAUAAUUGUUUAUGCCUCCAUUACAACAAUCUGAUCUUUUAGUUGGAUAAUUUUGUGAUCUAAAGACCAUUAAUUCGUAUAGUCCUUACUUUUCUUUUAAGCCUGAUAAAUGGAUCAUUAGUAGAGUUGGAGGUUGUUCAAUCACUUAAAAAGCUAUACUUGCUUAAAAGUUAUAGGCUAAAUUACUUCUAAUUUUUGAUGAUAAAGCAGAUGAUAACUCUGAAUUAUUUUUAAUUGAUGAUGGUAAUGGAUAUUAAAUUUAUAUACCUGUAAUUAUGAUUAGAUAAAAUGAAGCUAAUAUUCUAUAUAAAUAAUUAGCAAAUGAUCAACCUGGAGGUUCAUUAAAUGCACAUAUUAAAUUUAAUUAAAUCAUUCAAACUUAAAAACCUAAAGUGUUGUUUGGAUUAGAUAUUAGUAAUAGAGACACUUUUAAAUUAAUUAAGAAUUUUAAGAAAUAUUAUGACGAAUUAAAAGACUUUAUUGAUUUUGAUAUUUUUUAUCAUUUGUUUUAAUGUCCAAGAUGUAAACAAUAAAAUUAUACAGAAUAAUAAAUUGAUUGUAUAAACAAUGGUAGGUAUUGUUAAUUAGACUCAAACGAUUAUGAAAAUGGUAAUGGUGCUGAUGUAGUCAUGGAAUAAUAUCGUUAAUUAUGUUUAUGGCAAUUAAAUCAUACAUAUUGGUGGAGAUAUAUGGUAAUAAACAAAUUUAUUAUUCAAAUAGAAUUAUUUCAGUUCAUAAUGUAGUCAACCAAAAUAAUUUUAAAGUUGCUUUGAAUUUUAUAUAUCUGAAGACAUUUAAAAAAAUUUAAGUGAAUGUCUCAUUUAAAGAAAUGGAUAGAUAGAAUUAUUGGAAAGAUAAUUCCUACUCUAAAUGAAAUCUGGAAUUGUAUAUUUUCCUGGUCUAACAAUAAAUGGGAAAAUAUUUAGGGGAAAUAUGGAUGUUGAGAUUAUUAAGAAUGCUCUUUGUUCAUCAUUCAAAGAUUUGACAAAUAUUAGUGUUUGCAAUAAUCAAUAAUUAUUAAUAGAAGAAUAAACAUCUUAUAAAUGGUUAAUAAUCCUAGUUGUAUGCAUGAUAAUUAUAUUUUUAUUGUUUAUCUUUUUUAUUUUUAGAGAAAUGUUGAAAAAUCAAAUGAAAUAAUAAAUGAAAGGCCAAAUUGAAUAAGCACUUAAUGAAUACAUUUAAUAUUAUGAAAAUUGA